CUUUCUAUAUUCUCUGUUUCUAACUUUUUAGUCCACGUUGAAUUAUUAGUCAUAUCAUCAUUUAAGAAAAAAUAAACAUCACAUUACAUAGCACUCAGCAUUGUCGCUUUGAAGCUCUUUUUGAAAUAAAAAAAAUGCAACUAUGGAUGAUUUUUCUACUGUGUGCAUCAUAUGUUUUUAGCACCAACGCCUUAGAGUGCUAUGUCUGCACAAACCAGGAAGGGAACAUUGAAAAAUGUUUGAAUACAAUAAAGACUUGUGAGCAAGAGCAAGACGCCUGUUUAACAGAAAUUGCUUGGGGAAGUACGCCUUAUUGGAAUCAAGGUGCUAAGAAACAAUUUUAUGUUUCUAAGCGAUGUGCAAGAAAAAGGGAGUGCGAGCAAAUUAGAAAAGUCAAUAUGCCGGAUUGCACACAUAUUUGGUAUCAGGACUGGAAGUGUUCUGAAUGCUGUCAAGGAGACAGGUGUAAUUAUUAUGUGAUUCUACACAGGCAGCGAAAGAUGCACAUGAUGAAUCUUUAUCGAGCCUUUAGCCGGAAAAAACCAAUAGAAGGAUCGCGAGAAUCAUCGUUAACACGAUGUCUUUCGACCUUAGAUCUCACAGCUUUGGGCAUUGGCUCGACACUUGGAGUUGGUGUCUACGUUCUUGCCGGCUCGGUUUCGAAGAACAUGGCUGGGCCAGCUGUUAUCGUAUCUUUCGCCAUCGCUGCGAUCGCGUCUAUGAUUGCAGGUCUAUGCUAUGCGGAAUUCGGAGCAAGAGUGCCUCGGGCAGGUUCGGCAUACGUCUACAGCUACGUGACAAUGGGCGAAUUCGUGGCGUUUCUGAUCGGCUGGACUCUUAUCCUUGAGUACGUGAUCGGCUCGGCUAGCGUGGUUCGAGGUCUCAGUACUUACGUCGAUGCGAUAUUCAACAAUUCCAUGAGAAAUGCCUUUGAGUCCGCGGCACCUAUCGAUAUAUCUCAUCUGUCGUCGUAUCCGGACUUUUUUGCCUUUGCCGUGACACUUGCAUUCUCCGCUGCUCUCGCUUUUGGGGCCAAGGAAUCAUCGAUGGUAAACAAUUUGUUUACCUUUACUAAUCUCUCAGUGGUGCUGUUUGUCGUGAUAGUUGGAGCUUUCAAAGCUGAUAUCAGCAAUUGGAAACUACACCCAAGCUGCAGCAAAAACGAUUGUUCAAAAGGAACCGGAGGCUUCAUGCCUUACGGUAUAUCGGGUGUAAUAACAGGCGCAGCCACAUGUUUUUAUGGAUUCAUCGGGUUCGACUGUGUGGCUACAACAGGCGAAGAGGCCAAAAAUCCACAAAGGAGUAUCCCAAUAGCUAUCAUAGCAUCGCUUACCGUCGUUUUUUUCGCUUAUUUUGGAGUAUCCAGUGUCUUGACAACUGUAUUGCCAUAUUACGAGCAGAAUCCUGAUGCACCCUUUCCUCACAUGUUCGAUAAAAUAGGAUGGACUUGGGCUCGUUACGUCGUUACCGCUGGGGCUAUCUGCGGUUUAUGCGCAAGUUUGCUUGGCUCUAUGUUCCCGUUACCCCGAGUCAUCUAUGCGAUGGCAUCCGAUGGUUUGAUCUUCAAGUGGAUGGGUAAAGUUAGCUCGCGAUUCCAUACACCACUUAUGGGUACACUAUCAGCUGGAUUAUUAACAGGCCUUUUAGCAGCAGUUUUUGAACUUAGCCAGCUUAUCAACAUGAUGAGCAUAGGUACUCUUUUAGCUUACUCUAUCGUAGCUGCGUGUGUACUUAUUUUAAGGUAUGAAGAAAGCAAAUCUUAUGAAAAACAAGAUGACAUAGAGUCAUAUUCAGUACUAUCAAUUAUGAAACAACUUUUUAACUUAAAAAGACUGAGCUAUCCGACGAAGCUUACGUCAAAAAUAGUAACUACAUUAGUAUUCACUUACUGUAUUUUUUGCAUCUGUUUAGCUGCAAUCUUUUCAGCAUACUCGAAAGAAAUCGCAGAUGGCAACUUAAUAUUUCUUAUACCUACGGUAUUGUUUUCUUUAGUAUUAAUUUUAAUUCUAUUUUGUAUAUAUACGCAACCCAAUUGUGAUAAGAAACUAAGUUUUUCGGUCCCAUGUAUUCCAUUUGUACCAGGUUUGAGUAUACUGAUCAAUAUUUACCUUAUGAUGAUGCUAGACGUUAUGACGUGGGUACGAUUUGGAAUAUGGAUGGUUGUCGGAUUAGGUAUCUACUUUUUUUACGGAGUAUGGAAUAGCACAAUACGAGUAAAAAAUUGUGAGUCCUAAUAACUGAAAUUAUGACGAUGUACUUAAAUGAAUUUAAGGAUUUGAUAUUAAAUUGUUUUUAAAACUUAAAUGAAAUAUUUUUUUCAUAAAUGCAGAAUUGCACAUGUAAACAAAUACUCGACAUCCUUAUAACAUUGUUAAUUAUA
Molecule: messenger RNA, 2380 nt
Organism: Phymastichus coffea
Lineage: Eukaryota; Metazoa; Arthropoda; Insecta; Hymenoptera; Eulophidae
Product: cationic amino acid transporter 3
Exons: 13
Coding region: 135-2234 (699 amino acids)
Biological process (GO): amino acid transport; transmembrane transport
Cellular component (GO): plasma membrane
Molecular function (GO): amino acid transmembrane transporter activity
Source: RefSeq, a predicted model, not a curated record